Messenger RNA from Saccostrea cuccullata (small rock oyster), 2067 nucleotides. RefSeq lists its product as uncharacterized. Gene Ontology annotation, biological process: DNA replication. Bases 1 to 2067 code for a protein of 688 amino acids. Lineage: Eukaryota; Metazoa; Mollusca; Bivalvia; Ostreida; Ostreidae. The record is from RefSeq and is a predicted model, not a curated record. Gene Ontology annotation, molecular function: nucleotide binding; DNA binding; DNA-directed DNA polymerase activity. The transcript has 2 exons.
AUGCCCUCCGCUUUCGAAUUGAACGAAUUGAAGAAAGGUUAUUUCCCUCACUUUUUUAAUACGGAUCAGAACCAGAAUUACGUGGGAACUUAUCCACCGGCAGCUUUCUACAAACCGGACGAAAUGACUACCAGUGGACGAAAAGCUUUUUACGAAUGGUACGACCAACAGAGGGGAAAAGUGUUUGAUUUCCAGAAAGAGUUUGUAGGGUAUUGUAUCUCGGACGUCGACAUUUUACGCCAAUGCUGUGCACGGUUUAGAAGCACCCUCAGGGGGUUGGUCAACGUGGACCCUUUCCAGGAAUCCAUCACGUUUGCCAGUGCUGCUAAUUUAGCCUACCGUCGAAAUUUCAUGCCUAAAGACACCAUUGCCAUCAUUCCGAACCUCGGGUAUGAACCGGCACGACAAUAUUCGGCCAAAGCCUGUCGAUGGCUCACCUGGAUGAGUCAUCAGAAUGGAUGUCACAUACGACAUGCCAGAAACGGAGGCGAAGUCCCGAUCGGAAAUUAUACCGUCGACGGAUACCAGGAAGCGACUCGUACCGUCUACGAAUUUUACGGAUGUUAUUGGCACGGAUGCCCCACUUGCUAUCCCAGUUUACAGACGGAAACUCAUCCUCACCGGACCCAAUUUACUUACCAACAAUUACACGAGAAAACCCUCAGAAGGACUGCGGAUUUAGAGGACAUGGGGUACAACGUGUGUAGUAUCUGGGAGCACGAUUUCGAUCAACAAGUGCAACAAGAUGAGAGUUUACAGCAAUUUGUACGAGAUCUGGACAUUCCGGAUCCUUUGAAACCUCGAGAAGCCCUGUACGGAGGCCGGACCAAUGCCACUAAAUUAUAUUGUGAAGAAGGGGACAUGAGAUACGUGGACGUGUGUUCCUUAUACCCUUACGUGUUGAAACACAGACCUUUUCCCCUAGGGCAUCCCGAGAUCAUCACAGACGACUUCCAGGACGUGAGAAGUUAUUUCGGUCUCAUUCACUGUCGGGUCUUACCACCCCGAGGCCUCUUUCACCCCGUAUUACCUUAUCGGACGGGAGGUAAGUUAUUAUUUCCCUUAUGUCGCACGUGUGCCCAACAACAAGACUCUACGUCUCAAGAUCGAUGUCAACACACCGAUCGGGAACGCAGUCUCACGGGUACUUGGGUGACGAGCGAAUUACAUAAAGCCCUGGACAUGGGGUAUACCUUAGAGGGAAUCUACGAAGUGUGGCAUUUCAAAGAAAGCAGUCAAGACUUAUUUAAAAAGUACAUCAAUACCUUCCUCAAGAUCAAACAGGAAGCGUCCGGAUUUCCCCCCGACUGUAAGACCUCAGAACAAGAACAAGAUUACAUUCGACAAAUCUUCGACAAAGAAGGAUUCAUGAUGGAUAGGAUCAGUAUCGAGAAGAAUCCAGUGAGAAGAACCAUUGCUAAACUCUUUUUAAAUUGUCUGUGGGGAAAAUUUGCUCAACGAUUGUUAUUACCCAAAGUCAGAUACUUGGACGAAGUAGAGGAAUUACAUCAACUCUUACAAAAUUCGACUCUCAACAUCAAGGACAAACAGGAAUUCGUCGAAGAAUGUCCCUUUGGAAACGUGAUCCUGGCUUGUUUUACCACCGCCUAUGCCCGCUUACAUCUCUACGAGACUUUACAACCUUUAGAAGAACGGGGCCUUUAUUUCGAUACGGACAGUAUCAUUUACCAACAUAUAGAAGGAGCUUUUAAUCCUACCUUGGGUCAUAGUUUAGGAGAAUGGACCGACGAAUUAGACGGGGAUCACAUCACCAAAUUCAUGUCGGCAGGUCCUAAAAAUUAUGGUUUUCGGACGGACAAAGGAACCGAGACCCUUAAAUGCAAAGGAAUCACUUUCAACCAUCGAACCUCUCAGUUGGUGUGCCCAGAGACUUUAGAAAAAAUGCUCAAGGGAGAAAUAGAGGAAGUAAAAGUCCCCUAUCCCAGCAAAAUCCAGAGGACCCGUGAUUAUGAGGUCGUGAAUAAACCUUCAGAGAAAACAGUUAGAAUUGUAUAUGACAAGAGACAAAUUGUAGAGAAUUAUAACACUUUACCUUAUGGUUAUUGA